Messenger RNA from Laccaria bicolor S238N-H82, 495 nucleotides. RefSeq lists its product as uncharacterized. The transcript is spliced from 2 exons. Bases 1 to 495 code for a protein of 164 amino acids. Lineage: Eukaryota; Fungi; Basidiomycota; Agaricomycetes; Agaricales; Hydnangiaceae. The record is from RefSeq and is a predicted model, not a curated record.
AUGACGACUCCCCUCGCCGACCUUCCACAGCCACCCCGACAUGGCCCAUUACCACAACAACGACACCACAAUGACACGUCAUCAAUCGACAAGCACCCACCAGAUCGACGCGAGGCGACGACGAUGAGGUGGCACAGAGUGGCCCUCGCCGCCGGAUCCUCCCAAGCCGCAGACGAGCACCUCACGAAGAACCUCCACAAGUUCACCUCUGUGCAUACGUCUUUGGACUGGGCUGGCUUCCAGGCUCUGCAACUCAAGCGCGUCCCAGCCAAUGUUAGGCGGAACGCGUUGCUCAUCAACUUGAAUUGCCAUAACCACGUCGAGUCCUAUCGUCGCUUCUUCUUGACUCACAUCCUACCGACGACGUACAUCCGUGACCUACCCAUCAUUGCCGACAUCCAGCGAUGCGAGGAACGAUGCAGAUAUAGCGGGGGCAUCGCUCGUCAUCAUCAUCCGAUGCGGAGGUGUCUCCCAGGUCAUGCCCGUCAAGGUUGA